GCAACUCCCGUCCUUCAUUAAAAUUCUGCAUGCCUAACGGUGGCGCGACAAAACCUGGCAAAACCGUAUCGUUCGUUGAACCUGAUGGCGAAGCGCGCUGGUAUCGUCCAAUUCUCAAGGACACAAUAAUUCUCUUCAUCAGCCAAUGUAUAUCCUUCGUGCUUUCUUCUGCACUUAUUAUGGCUAUUACCACGUGGGCGACGCUUCUUGACCUCGUAGUUCGACUUCUUCAGUUUUUGCGGGAAGAAUCUCCCCCAGUGAAGGAGGCGACGUACAUUUGGGAUAACCCAAAGUACCUUGAGGAGGAGUGUACGAAUGAUAUGCGAUAUUAUGCAAAAAAUGCUGGUGAAGGGUAUGAUAUUGUCGAUGAGGAGGUUGAGACUGAGGACGGUUUUCUCUUGAGGGUACAUCGAGUCGUGAAUCCGAGGCACGAGACAAAGUCGAACCGCAAGGGUGGAUAUCCUGUAUUAAUACUACCUGGUCUAUUCGUGUCCUCCGGUGCAUUUAUUACAUCGGAGGAACGCUCACUGGCUUUCUGGCUAUCAGAGCAUGGUAGGUAUCAAGUAUUUCUGGGAAAUAUGCGCGGUGCGUUCAAUAUGGGGCACAAGAACUUAAGUAGAGACGAUCCUCGAUUUUGGGACUGGACUGUUCGAGAGCUAGCGAUGUACGACUUACCUGCACUGAUAGAAUAUGUUUGCGAUACGACAGGAUACGAUAAGAUUGCAUUUAUUGGCCACUCACAAGGCAACGGCAUCGCGUUCCUCGCACUCAGCGAAGACAUGCGUCCCGAACUAGGGACGAAGCUCUCGUGCAUCAUCGCACUCGCACCUGUUGUAUACGCCGGCCCUAUUUUGAAUGGAUUUCCGUUCAAUGUGCUUAGUCGAAUUGAGUGGGAGCGGUGGCGCGUGCUUUUCGGCGUCUUGGACUUCAUACCGUUUAUGCAAUUCGCAUACAAUUCGGUACCUGCAGAGGUGUUUACCUUUUUUGCGUAUAGGGUAUUCGCGUAUUUGUUCGUGUGGACGGAUGCACAUUGGUUAAAGCGCCGAAAGGACAAGGUAUUUAGAUUUAUGCCUACUCAUGUUAGCUCUGCAAGUAUAUUCUGGUGGUGCGGUAAAGGCGGGUUCGCACAACGUAAAUGCACGAUGGACGAAUCCUUACCUAGGUGGUUUAAUGACGAGAACUUCCCACCGCUUGCGAUUUACUAUGGUGGGCGUGAUUACCUGGUUGCGACUGAGCCGCUAUUGGAACGGAUACGUGAGCGGGAGAAAGGUGUGAAGCUUGUUAGAGUGGAGAAGGUGCCGACGUAUGAGCAUUGCGAUUUCUACCUCGCUGCCGACGCGGUCGAGAGGUGUUUCUCCUCCUUCAUAGAAGAUAUAGAGAAUACUCGAACGGACAGCUUAGAGAAGGCUGUGAUUAAUGGGGUUUCCCAUUUCGUUCCUCACCUCCCUUUUAUAUAGAUAUUUUGCAGUGAUUCGUGAUGGUAUAUUGAUAUAUCCCGGUGUAGUAGAUGUACAGACAGG
Fomitiporia mediterranea MF3/22 is the source of this 1520-nucleotide messenger RNA. RefSeq names its product alpha/beta-hydrolase. Bases 30 to 1457 code for a protein of 475 amino acids. The record is from RefSeq and is a predicted model, not a curated record. Gene Ontology annotation, biological process: lipid metabolic process. NCBI's taxonomy places the organism in Eukaryota, Fungi, Basidiomycota, Agaricomycetes, Hymenochaetales, Hymenochaetaceae. The transcript is spliced from 13 exons.